AGUAAAACUUCAAAAUGUAAAUACAAUUGAAUCGAACCAACCUUGUUCUUUUUUGUUCACAAUGUUUCAUCAAUCACUUCUCCAACCUUGUUCUUUCUCCUUCUCCUCAAAUCCAUUUCACAAAACCACAAAACCUUCCUCUUUUACUUUCACACUUCGAUGCCAAGCCAACGAUCCAUCACUUUCACAUUCCGAGGUUGUUGUCUCACCGCAACAACAACCUCUGUCGGUGUCGGCGAUGUCCAAGCUGAUGGAAUCAGAGAACAAGAAUGGACCUUACCCAGGUGGGUUGGGUCCAUUCACAGGAAGAGACCCGAAUGUGAAGAAGCCUGCGUGGUUGAGACAGAAAGCUCCUCAAGGUGAAAGAUUUUCGCAGAUUAAGGAAUCUAUCUCUCAGUUGAAGCUUAACACUGUUUGUGAAGAAGCACAGUGCCCCAAUAUUGGAGAGUGUUGGAAUGGAGGCGAUGAUGGUAUUGCAACUGCUACAAUCAUGGUUCUCGGGGAUACGUGCACUCGUGGAUGUAGAUUUUGUGCUGUGAAGACCAGCAUAAACCCAGCUCCUCCCGAUCCUAUGGAACCGGAAAAUACUGCCAAGGCCAUUGCCAGUUGGGGCGUGGAUUAUAUUGUCAUAACAAGUGUGGACCGCGAUGAUAUACCUGAUGGAGGAAGUGGGCAUUUUGCACAGACUGUGAAAGCUAUGAAGAAUAUUAAACCUGAGAUCAUGGUUGAGUGUUUAACCUCUGAUUUUCGGGGAGAUCUUAAGGCUGUAGAAACUCUGGUUCACUCAGGUUUAGAUGUCUUUGCUCACAACAUUGAGACAGUCAAGCGGCUCCAACGAAUUGUUAGAGAUCCCAGGGCUGGGUAUGAACAAAGCUUAGCAGUUUUAAACCAUGCAAAACAAAGCAAGGAGGGUAUGAUAACAAAAUCUUCGAUAAUGUUGGGCCUUGGCGAAUCUGAUGAUGAGGUGAAGGAAACAAUGAUGGAUUUAAGGGCCAUAAAUGUGGAUAUUCUGACUCUUGGUCAGUAUUUGCAGCCGACUCCCUUGCACUUGACAGUCAAAGAGUAUGUUACGCCUGAGAAGUUUGAUUUCUGGAAAGAAUAUGGAGAGUCGAUCGGUUUUCGUUAUGUAGCCAGCGGCCCACUGGUACGAUCUUCAUACCGAGCUGGGGAGCUCUUUGUGCAGACAAUGGUAAGAGAAAGUGCCAAGAAUGCAGAUGGCUCAUUGUUGUAAUUCUUUACUGUGAGAUUAUGGAUAUAUAGCGAGCAGCUUAGCUAUACAGGUGUCUUCCAUUUCUUUGGAGCAAAAAUAUCCACAUAUUUUGUCAAUUAUAUGAACGAAUUUGUUGCAGUGAGAAAUUAUAUUCAAUAUUCCCUAAUUAUUUUAUUUUUUUGGUAGAAUCAAUAUUCCCUAAUUUAUUAUCACAUAUUGUAAACUAUUUAAUAUUUGUUGCAGUAAUAGAUAUAGUUUUUUUUUUUUCAAUA
Messenger RNA from Medicago truncatula (barrel medic), 1482 nucleotides. Its product is annotated as lipoyl synthase, chloroplastic. Gene Ontology annotation, molecular function: lipoate synthase activity; 4 iron, 4 sulfur cluster binding. Gene Ontology annotation, cellular component: mitochondrion; chloroplast. Lineage: Eukaryota; Viridiplantae; Streptophyta; Magnoliopsida; Fabales; Fabaceae. Gene Ontology annotation, biological process: lipoate biosynthetic process. The record is from RefSeq and is a predicted model, not a curated record. The transcript has 7 exons. Bases 62 to 1231 code for a protein of 389 amino acids.